AUGUCAGUCAGUAAUACGGCUAGCACCAAUUACACCAACAGUGUCUUGGAACGGAAGUAUAACCAUGUUACUUUGAAGACAUUGACUGCCUACGAGCUGCUGCAACAAAGAGAGAGCAUGUGUGAACUAUUCAACCUCACUGACGACAGCGAAAGACAUGGCACUAUCGUCAACAUUGAGACGCAAAAACGAACGCUGGAGGAAAUGAAAGACCGAGUUAAGCGGCUCCAGGAAGAGCAGUGA
Messenger RNA from Zygotorulaspora mrakii, 243 nucleotides. It is a transcript of the gene HTL1, whose product is annotated as Htl1p. NCBI's taxonomy places the organism in Eukaryota, Fungi, Ascomycota, Saccharomycetes, Saccharomycetales, Saccharomycetaceae. The record is from RefSeq and is a predicted model, not a curated record. Bases 1 to 243 code for a protein of 80 amino acids. The transcript has a single exon.